AUGAGAUUCCACAGGAGUUUCAGGCAGGUCCCCUUCGGGCGAGCGCCAUUUCCGUGCUCCCUCGCACGCCGUGCUGGCUCGAGCCGUCUCGGCUCAGAGCUUUUUGUCACUAGCCUUCAGUCUGCCAGUGGAUUCGGACGGCCUCUGCGAGCGCGCCUGGGUGUGGCCGCUACCACGAGGAUGGCGGUGCUCAGCACCAUCGUGGGCGUGCUUCUCACGGCCACGGUCGCAAAUGCCGGCAUCUACCCAGACGACCAUUGGGAGCACUCCACAGAGCUCACGGCGGACACCGCAGACGCCUGGGUACAGGCCCCGGCCUGGAAUGAAGUCGCUGCCAAAUUCAAGGGCAAUCCUGAUGUCGCCUUCGGGGACGUGUGCCUCUCCAAGAACCAGGUCCGGAAGAUCCACGGGGUUGACCAGAGCCCUGGCGCUGGGGGCUGGCCUACAGUCCGCAUUUUCAACAAAGAGACGGGGUAUGGGGGGAAGGCAUACGAGAAAAAGACGAGCCAGGCCAUGUGCGACGAGCUCGGCCCAAAGACAGAAUACAUGCAGCAGUUGGUGGAAGAGUACGCGACCCUCUGCAGCAUCGAGGACACCAGCAAGGGCUGCACCGACAAGCAGAAGGACUUCAUCGCCAAGUGGGCCGAGAAGCCCCUUGACGAGAUCAAGAAACAGCACACCCGCCUGUCUAAGAUGGUGGGUGGCGACAUGAAGCCAGACGCGAUCGGGAACACCAACUAUCCACCCACACCGAUCCUGGCCAGGCCAAUUACUGGGCCCAGGAACGGUAAAGGUCCACCUGUUACGUGGCCAUAUUACCCUCAGGCUUAG
Molecule: messenger RNA, 831 nt
Organism: Prorocentrum cordatum
Lineage: Eukaryota; Dinophyceae; Prorocentrales; Prorocentraceae
Source: the annotation of a GenBank genome assembly